AUGUUAUACAAGAAGCCUAUCAAUAGACAACAACAACAUUAUGAACAAGAACAAGAACAUCAUCAGAUAACAUUUGUUGUAGACGAUAAGGUUGAACCAACAUCAUACAGUGGUAUCAGAACAAGAAAGUUCGACUACUCAAAGUUGGUUGGCAACACUGAUCCAAACAGGUACAUUCAGCGUGAGCAGAAGGAGCCCGUGGUCAUCAGAUCGAGUAUCAAGCAGAAUGAUAUGGUUUGGCUGGGCCACAACUCAUUCGUAAAGUCAGCUGUGAUGGCAUAUAGUAAUCAUUUGCAUUUGGUAAUCAGACCGGAUGAUGUGUGGCUGGCAUUGAUCACCCAGUUCUCAUACUAUGUCAAUGGCAAUGCAGAGUUGUUGCGCGACAAGUUUGUGACAUUCGAUGGAAAGCGAGAGUUGAGGGUCUCAGCUGGCGGCUCAUUGUUCAGCGCACCGUAUGAAGAGCUCACUCUUAUGAUGUCCGAUAAGAUCGCAGAGAAUAUCAAGGACGCCUCAAUCCGAGACUGGGUGCUGCCUGGUUUCACGACAACUACCGCAACCGACAAGAUUGUCGGCACGAUCGCCUUGAUGUCCACUACCAAGGCGUACUUUGACUUUGUGUUUGAGCUCGAAUGCGGACUGCCCAAAGUGACGCUGCUUGGUUCGGUGGACGACUGGAAACUGAUCAGACAGCGCUUGGAAGGAUUUCUCACAUUCGACACCAAGGAUGGCCACAUGAAGCGAUGGGUAGACAUGUUGCUGCCAGUGCUUGAUCACAUGGUGCGCUCAGCCGAGGGCAAUCCGGACGUCGCCUGGUGGAACCGUAUCGCUCACAAGCGUGAAGGUGGCUCGGGACCGACAUGGCUGUCGGGCUGGAUCACAACAUUCAUGGCAUUCGACGAGGAUGGAAAGUGGCAGGCAGAUGUACCCAAGGUCACGGUGCCAUUUGGUGAAGAGCCUGGCGAGUUCGAUUCGCCAUGGCCUAUCAUCGACUCUCAACAUAUACCUCGAGGCUUUGUAUCAUGUCCACUAAAGAUUGAUGAUAAUGGAACUGUAUAUGAUACUGAUAUCUACUCUGGACACAUCGUAUCCAAGUUGAUCAAUAACCAAACAACCAUUGUUCCACAACUAGACUGGUGUUUAUUACUAUCAUCUAAAUAA
This is a messenger RNA of Acytostelium subglobosum LB1, 1158 nucleotides long. RefSeq lists its product as hypothetical. NCBI's taxonomy places the organism in Eukaryota, Evosea, Eumycetozoa, Acytosteliales, Acytosteliaceae. The record is from RefSeq and is a predicted model, not a curated record. The transcript has a single exon. Bases 1 to 1158 code for a protein of 385 amino acids.